UACAUUGUAGAAUUAAGUUUUACCCAAUGUGUAUAACCAAUGCUACCACUUAAAAAUAAAAUUCAGGUUCGCCAACUUAACCCUAAUCACCACCCUUGAAUAGCUCUAUUUUCUAUGAAAAUUGGGCCCAUAAUUGGAAAAACUAAACCGUUAGGCUAGAAAUGGUGAAACGGUGGUAUGCAACCAACAAUACACUUCCGCAACCUUUAUCCCACCUGUUGCUUCAGCGACUCCUCUCCCACCUGUCCUAAAAAUGUUGCUUUGUGGAGUACAUUGCACACAAAGUCGUCUUUUGUAAACAAACAUCCCAUCAGAACCCAUCAAUUUUCGUCCCAUCGGCAAGGUACGUCCCAAUCAUUUACCUACACCCAGGAAGCACCACCCAAAACCUGUCCAUCCCACCUUAUUUGGGAAAUACCAGAUCGUCAAAGUGGGUUUCCCCUCGCUAAAGAUGUUGCGCCCCCUUUUCGUGCUCGCCUUCGCCGCCCUUGCCACCGCCAACGUGAACCAAUGCCGCUCGAAGCUGCUCAAGGGCUGCAACUGCGGGAAAAUCUACUUCGAAUCUCAGACUUUCUUCGCAGUUAAUUGCACGAAUCAGGCGUUCCGCAACACCGACAUGCUCCAGGAGCUCCCGGAGGAGACUCAGAUGCUGAUCUUCACCGGGAACCACGUCCCGGUGCUGGAAAUGAACGUCUUUGGGGAGGAGCUGGACUUGAGCGAGUUGAAAGUUGUGGAUAUGAGCAAUAACGGGAUUCGCGAGAUCAAGGGCAAGGCCUUCCACCACGUCCCGAGUGUGGAACGUCUGAUCCUCAACCACAACAACAUCUCGAUUGCGAACGAAGACGACGGCAAUUUCCACCACCCGCGCGUUUUUUCCAACUUUUACAACUUGAAAGAGCUGCAUUUGACGAACGCUUUCGCCGACAACACCGACGCCGCUUUGGCCAACGACUUGCACGAUAUCUUCGUCAACAGUAAUCUGACCAAGCUGUACAAACUGCAUUUAGAACAAAACGAGAUCAAAUUCUUCAAGGACGAGAACGUUUUCUGUGAUUUACCCGACUUGCAUGACAUUUAUUUGGGCGAUAACAGUAUUCCCAGACUCAACUUCAACUUGCGCUGCUUGAACAAGCUGCGCUACUUGGAUUUGGAGAAUAAUAACAUUAGCAAGUUCAGUGAGGCCGAUUUGAGCCAUUUUGAGAGCUUGGCCACGCCCGGCCGCCAUUUCACGCUGGAGAUCCGGGGAAACCCCUUCAGGUGUGACCAAGCCAUCAGGAACUUGUACAAUUGGCUGCUCACCACCAGGGUGGAAGUGCGCAAUAAAGACCACCUGGAGUGCCACCAGGCCAAAUAUGGCAACAAGUACAUACUCAACUUGAAAAAUUUGGCGGCAGCUAAACACGCCAAAAUUUCCCAAGGCAUUACUGUCUUACUCAUUGUUUUAACCAUUGUUUUGCUAACCCUACUAGCCACCUACGCCUAUUUGAAGAAAGACAAGGUCAAGGGCAGGUUUGGGCCCGUGGUGGAGGCCCUGACGAGGAAAGUGCAUUACACAACGAUAGAUUCACAAGACGUCUGAUCUCUAACUGUGUUCCUAACCCAUUGUUGUGAUUUUUUGUGUGUAAAAAAUGUAAAUAACAAAUGUCCAUUUUUAAAAUUCUCGUAAUUAAUUUAGUAGCGCGACUCGAAUGUAUUUUAUACAUUUUUCUAUUAAUAAAUAAGUUUUACUAUA
Messenger RNA from Tribolium castaneum (red flour beetle), 1732 nucleotides. RefSeq lists its product as uncharacterized. The transcript is spliced from 2 exons. NCBI's taxonomy places the organism in Eukaryota, Metazoa, Arthropoda, Insecta, Coleoptera, Tenebrionidae. Gene Ontology annotation, molecular function: protein binding. The record is from RefSeq and is a predicted model, not a curated record. The coding region runs from base 452 to 1579 and encodes 375 amino acids. Gene Ontology annotation, cellular component: membrane.